AAAGAUACCAUAUUUAAUUGUGAUAUUAAACUUAUUUGGGCCAAGGUCUAUUUCAAUGCCUUAAACAAACUUUAACUAAAUAUUACAGUAACAAAUGUAUACAUUAUAACAGCGGAUAUAUUAAUUAAGCAUGGGUUGAGGUUGCAAUGCGUUGCUUUUAGGAUUACAUAUAACUUGCACACACACACCAUUAGAGCUGUGUUCGUUGUGCUAAUAGUUGUUUUUGUGAAUUUUUGGCGGCCGAUAUUUUGAACGGACUUAAACCACACAUCGGAUAGUUUGGGCCUAACGUGUGAAGUUAACAAUAAGUGCAGAGCGUAUGCUUUGCUUAGACAUAGGCUUAAAUGAGGACAACUAGGAUGUAGGAGCAAUCCAAAUGUAGAAUUAGUAGAGCAUUAAUAUAAACAUGUAAUGUCACCUUAGAGAACAAUGAAAUAUAAUUCUAGCUUGUAAAGAAUGCCCGGCAUUCGAUAUUUAAACUGAGCUAAAUUUCGUACGGAAAAUAUAUAGGGACUCUAUCGGACUAAAAUAUAGUCUCUUUAUACAUGUAAACUCAUUUCGUUGAUCAACUUAAUAUUAAUAAGACUGUACAUGGCGAGUGAUGACAGAUCUUCACUACAGAGCCCACCGAUUAACUGGUCGCCCCAGGACCAAAUGGACGAGGAGGUGCGGGUUGAGGACCGGGAACAGAACUUCGAGAUCACACGGAGGCAGAUCAAGGUCCCGGAUGCCGGCACCUAUUCGGGGUUCAGUUUCCGGAAGUUGUGGGCGUUCACGGGUCCGGGGUUCCUGAUGAGUAUCGCAUACCUGGAUCCCGGCAACAUAGAGUCCGACCUUCAGGCCGGGGCCAUCGCCAAGUAUAAGUUGCUAUGGGUGCUGAUGUGGUCCACGGUUAUGGGCCUGGUCCUGCAACUGCUCGCGGCGCGCCUCGGCUGCGUGACUGGCCUCGAUCUGGCGGAAGUGUGCCGCCACGAGUUCCCGCUCGUUCCCCGACUCGUGCUAUGGAUCAUGAUGGAGAUCGCCAUUAUCGGCAGCGACAUCCAGGAAGUGAUCGGAUCCGGCAUCGCCAUCAACCUGUUGUCGUCUGGAAAGGUACCGAUAUGGGCAGGGGUACUAAUCACCGGCGCCGACACGUUCACGUUCCUCUUCCUUGAGAACUACGGGCUCCGGAAGUUGGAGGCGUUCUUUGGCGCGCUCGUCACCACCAUGGCGGGAACCUUCCUCUACAUUUACAUCACGGUGGUACCCAGCCAGACGGAGAUCCUCAAGGGCCUCGCCAUCCCCUGGUGCCAGGACUGCGACAAGUCCCAAGUCCAGCAACUCGUCGGCAUCGUCGGCGCUGUCAUCAUGCCCCACAACCUCUACCUACACAGCGCCCUUGUACAGUCACGUGAUAUAGACCGGAAGAACAAACACGCCGUUAAGGAGGCAAACAUGUACUAUGCAAUCGAGUCAACUAUAGCGCUGCUGGUGUCUUUCAUCAUUAACAUGUUUGUGAUGGCGGUGUUCGCUUCCGUUUUUUCCGACCGUGCCGACAAGGAAGAUGCCAGUCUGCGUCUCGCGGGCGACUGGUUGUACGAGCGGUACGGCUUCACUAUGAAGGUCAUCUGGGGGGUCGGCAUCCUGGCGGCGGGGCAGAGCUCCACCAUGACGGGAACAUACGCGGGGCAGUUUGUAAUGCAGGGUUUUAUUAAUAUUAAAUGGGCCAAAUGGAAGCGAGUGUUGCUGACGCGGUCGAUAGCCAUGGUGCCGACCAUAGUGGUGGCAAUAAUUGCUACAAGCGAUCUUGACGCCAUGAACAACUGGCUCAACGUCUUGCAGAGCGUUCAACUUCCGUUCGCGCUACUUCCGGUACUCCAUUUCACCAGCAGCGAACGCAUCAUGGGCGAUUUUAAAAAUGGCAGGAUAUUAAAAGUGGUUGUGUGGUGUCUAGCUGCGCUCGUUAUGAUCAUCAACUUCUAUCUUGUGAUCCUUUUUGUGGGCGCAGGGGACGCCUGGUGGGUCUACCUGGUCACCGCAGUCGUUCUCUUCAUUUACAGCUGCUAUGUGCUUUAUAUUGCAAUUGGCCCGGACAAUGUUUUAAGACUACGAUUAUUUAUCGGCGAGAAACGAGGUGUCGACUGCUCCCACAUCGUGGCGGAAAGGGAACAGAGGCGAUCCAUGAGGUACCUACCUGAUGCAGACGAUGAACCAUCUGGCAUGAACUACAGAAGAAUGAGAAACGACGAGGCGUGAAGAACGGUGUUCUCUUAAAGACAUCGCUGAAUCAAAUGGGACACUAACGGUUCAUCGAAGUAUCUGUUAAAUUUCGUGAAGGUUACAGAGUAUGUGUACCCAUGAGUAUAUGUAGGUUUCUUUAUGCAGCAAUGCUAAACUGUGAUAUUUCAUUUAUUUUAAACCUCUCGUACGUUGUGUGAAUAUGGAACCAGUUGAACUAGUCUUACCUAAGGCAAUAUUAAGACAGGUUUAUCUACUAUUUUAGUGCAUUAAAAUACAUGCAAUAUAGCAAAAAAAAAAACAACGCUUUAUUAAAAUAGUAUGACGAACAUGAUAUUGAAAUUGAUAUUAUAUUGACAAAUGGAUUUUCGUGUAAGGUGUUUUUUUCACGUUAUGGUUUUUAAAGAUGUGUGUGGACUAGUCAUCGGUGAGUACAUGCGAUAGUGUAUGUUAUAUAGAUUUUCACCAACAAAAGCUUUCUCUACACAAUUUCGAUAUCUUGAAAAUGGUCCGUUUAUUUGUGAUGUCAUGAUGUAUAAGGAUAUGUGUUUUCUUGCGGAACUAUAUAAAGUUUCUUUUCUGUGUAAAAGGAGAUAAUAUUUUAACGAAUGCUUGCAUUUUUCGGGGGCGUAGCUGUUUAACGUCACUUUUGACCUUAGAUGACCUUCAUUCAUGAUAGGUCGCAAAUGAAUAAAUCCGAAUUGUGCAUUGGCUAAUAAUGCAAAAAUCACCGUAAACAUUGGAUGCAUAUCAUUUGAACUGAAACAUGAAUAUAUUGUAAAUUGCAUGUAAAUUACAAUACAUUAAAAACUGUCAUGAUACAAAACAUCCUCUAAACAUUACAUCGAAACGCUUCCCCUUAGUUUACGAAGCAGUAUAGCAUUAAACACAUGUCUCUACAAUCAAAAGAAGCUAUUGUUUACAUGCCGUAGCUGUCACACUAAACACUACAAACCAGGCUAGAUUGCACUUUAACGGUACGCAGUUGUUUACCACUAUCGACAAAGCGGGGGUUCGGGGGCGGUAGCCCCCGAUGCUAAGGAAAUAUAUAGGUGUUGGAAAUAUAUCUGUCUUUGAUUAAUUCUAAUCCAUUUUUGCGUUUAUUAGUGUAAAUAUGUUUCUUUGUACUUUGUUUUGUUAUUUUUGUUUAAUAUAAAGUUAUGUCUUUCUGCAAAAAUUCAUGUCACUAUGAUGCUUGAAAUAUUGAGUCUUUUAUAUGUACAUUCUACUAACAUCUUUACACAUUAUAACACAUUAUCUUUUAUUUAAUUCCAACAUUAUGUUCAAAGUGUUUCAGUUGCGAAUUUGUUUUCUUUUCUUAUUGAAACUAAUGUACUACUCGUUCAAUUAUGAGUACUUAUUGACAAUAUAACAUACAAUGUCA
Molecule: messenger RNA, 3601 nt
Organism: Dreissena polymorpha
Lineage: Eukaryota; Metazoa; Mollusca; Bivalvia; Myida; Dreissenidae
Product: natural resistance-associated macrophage protein 2-like
Exons: 14
Coding region: 592-2235 (547 amino acids)
Biological process (GO): metal ion transport
Cellular component (GO): membrane
Molecular function (GO): manganese ion transmembrane transporter activity; iron ion transmembrane transporter activity; cadmium ion transmembrane transporter activity
Source: RefSeq, a predicted model, not a curated record